Molecule: messenger RNA, 3343 nt
Organism: Caenorhabditis elegans
Lineage: Eukaryota; Metazoa; Nematoda; Chromadorea; Rhabditida; Rhabditidae
Gene: dot-1.1
Product: Histone-lysine N-methyltransferase, H3 lysine-79 specific
Exons: 15
Coding region: 5-2845 (946 amino acids)
Biological process (GO): regulation of cell cycle
Cellular component (GO): chromosome, telomeric region; nucleus; chromosome
Molecular function (GO): histone H3K79 trimethyltransferase activity; histone H3K79 methyltransferase activity
Source: RefSeq, marked reviewed
CAGGAUGUCGGAGGCAGACGCCGGCGCGAGGGAUGAAUCACCAUCAAGGACAGCGGAAGAGCCGGCUGCUGCAAUGAGAAUCAAAGAAGAACGGAGAAGUUCUUCGGUAGACGUAGUCGACGUAGGAAACGGCGAAUUAUUAGUGCUUCACUCGAUUUUUUAUCAAGGAAAGACGCUUCGUCUGCCGGGUAAUAGAGCUCACAUGUAUCCCGUUGUCUUUCAAAUGAUUAAAGGCGUGUGCUCCCUAGUUAAACAAUUGGUGGUCGCUUUCCCGAAGGGCUGGGACCAAAAUACUCCGUCAAUUAGUGAAAUUGCGGCUCUGACGAAGAGUUUUAAUCGUGUCGCCAAGCCAUUUGCUUCGAAUUGGAGCGGGUCGUACAACACAGAUACGCUGAAAGAGUGGGGAGAGCCAAAUUGCUCGGCAGAAGUGGCAAAAGCCAUCACAACGUACGCCUACGAGUGUGCAGUUCCACGGCCAGCAGAUCUCAAUCAACAUUACAAAAGUUUCACGUCCGAGACUUAUGGAGAAACAAAUCCCGAACAAUUGAUCAGCAUAAUCGAUGAGCUCAACAUUGGACCACAGGACGUUUUCGUUGAUUUAGGCAGUGGAAUCGGUCAGCUCGUAUGCCUGACGGCUGCCUACGCGAAAUGCAAAAAAUCCGUUGGAAUUGAGCUUUCGCAAGUUCCUUCGAAUUUUGCACAAGAUCUUGCCGGUUAUUUUAAAAAAUUUAUGAGCCAUUUUGGAAAAAAUCACGGAAAAUUCGAGCAUAUUCAAGGCGAUUUUUUGAAUCCGAAAUUCAAACAACUAAUUUGUGAGGAGGCUACCGUCAUUUUCAUCAACAAUUUCGCGUUUGACGCCGCGCUGAUGCUCCGAAUUAAUACUGAGCUGCUCCAGGACUUGAAGCACGGCACUCGAAUUGUUACGACGAAAGAGCUUGGAACCAAUAAAAAGGAGAUUACAUUCCGCUCAACAAGUGACAUCAACGCAAUCAGCCACACAACUGAGCUAAAAACCACCGAAUCCGCAGUCUCCUGGACUUCAAGCCAUGUGAAAUUCUGGCUCACAACUAUCGAUCACACAAAACUUAUAAAGUACUACGAAGACCAACGAAGACGGCAGGAAGUGAAGAGCUCACGUGAAGGAUCAGAGAUCAGCGACGGACGAGAUAUGGGCUUGAAAAAGCGAAAAAGCCAACGCGAGAGCAGUGUUCAUCCGGAUAAAUUACAAAAGACUGAGCAAGCCGCCGCUUCGUCUCAUCAAUCGCCGAAAUGGAAUGAGCCUGAUACGGACUACACGCCGCCGGCCAAGAAGCCUAAGAAGGAGAAGCUGCUCCGCGAGCAGCAAGAUGCCACGCCGGCUUCAUCUCAUCAUCAUGGUGCAUCGUCAAGUUCAGGAAAGGAUCGGGAGAAGGAAAAGGAGAAGAAAAAGAAUAAAAUCUAUGAAGAAAAGAAGGUUAAGACGCCGAAACCGCCAAAAAGUUCAAGUUCACGCUACUCAUCGGAAACUCCUACCUCUCACCACCACCAUCACCGCUCUAACUCGAUAUCCCACUCUUCUGACGUCAUCCGUCCGUCCCAGCCAAAAGCCACAGCUCCACCACCUCCACUGGUUCCGGCUCCGGCUCGAGCCACAGCUUCUACACCACCACCAGCACCACCAGCAGCUCGAGCUCAGAGCCCGAAACGUGAAGAGCCCCUGGAGCCGCCGACUGACCUUAUUCAUCAUGGAGGAGGACAGCUUGAUGCGAAAACUAUGAAUGCGCUGCACACGAUUCGCGAAGCGGCGACAACAUCGGCACAGGCGGCUGCUAUUCAGGAUGCGAUCAACUCGGUUCUGAGCCAACCAACAGAAGCAUCUCCAUCGGCAUUUGGCCCUCCACUGGCACAUCUUCCGGCUCCCGUAGCGAUCUACCCGACCCCGCCACCACCACCAGCUCCGGCUCCAGCAGCUCCACAGCAGGCUUCAGCUGCUCCAGCAGCACCAAAUGUGAUGCCUGUGUGCACAGAGAUUGCCGCCGAGCAACGCCACACAUUUAUGAUACCACCAACUGAUCCAUUCUACAAUAUGAUCGUCUCCUACUAUUUUGCGAUGAAACAAUUCUGUAAUCAAUCGAAAACCGCCGACCCGGAAUUUGUCGGCCGCCUCCGUCUCGACAUUGAAGCCGAAGAAGCUCGCAGAGCUGAGCUCAAAGAGUCGAUUACACUGACGUCUACACAGAUUGAUGAGCUUCUUGCGACGGGAGUUAAUACUCUGAAGAGCCGGCUCGACGAGCUCGGAAUGCCAAGUGUUACGGAUGUGACGGAGCUGCUCGCCGGCUCGAAACAGAUUGUAACUCAGCACAAAGGCCUCACGAAUACGGUUGCUCAGAUGGAGAAUUCGGUGGCCGUGGAAGAGCAGAAGCUUCGAUUGAUUGGUGGUCCAGAUGCUGUUCGGUAUUUUGAUGAAGCGAUGUCACAUCCAAAUGUGGAUAUUGCAAAGCUCACUGACUUGGUCAUUACAACUCGGCCCCCGAAUUUUGUCGCUCAAAUUCUUCUUCCCGAUGACUCACCGACAGCGUCUAUCGAUUCGAAAGUUUCACCGUCUUCUUCUUCUUCCCGCCGUCCACGUCAGCCAAAGCCACGUGCUAAUAAUACUGCAGCUGGGGCUGGUGGUGGUGGAAAACGUGGCACCUCUGGUGGCCGUAAAUCCGACGGUGGUGGUGGUGGUGGAGCCACUGAAGACGUCGAGCUCGAGAUUCGGCAAUUCGUGCAGCACGCGCUGAAAGUCGAUAAUGCGGUGAAAGAGAAGGAGAGAAAGGCUCGUGGGAAUUUCAUGGCGGCAGCCGCCGACCGAAUACCCCGUUAGAAAAGGGAGCGCCUUCUUCAUCGCCCAUCCGCCCGUCCAGAACAAAAUAAUUAUCAAAAAUAAUGUUUUUUUCCCGAUCGCUUUUUUUUCAAUUCUAGCCCACCCACCCACGCAUUUUUUGCAAUUUUUUAAAUACUUCCUACCCGAACAACCGUGCCUUUAUCUCUGAAAAUCUCCUCACUUUAUAUGUUUUGAUUUUUCUCGAAAAAUUCUUUCAAUUCAAUUCUGACGUGGUGUCAGAGUGUCUCAUUUCGGCUUGAUCUACGUUGAUCUACAAAAAAAAGUGCGGGGAAAUGGAGGCAGAGUUCUCAACUCAUUUUGCAACAAAAAAAAUUCCCGCAUUUUUUGUAGAUCAAACCGUAAUGGGACAGCCUCUGGCACCACGUGUAUUCUAUUCUAUGAUCUUUUGAGCUAUUCACACCAAUUUACACAUACAAUUUUCGAAUUUUGCAUCUGAACUCCCUUACCUCAUUGAAUAUAAAAAUUAUUUAACUUUUU